UGCGACGCAGCGUUUGUUGCAUACCUUAUUUUUAAAGUCGCGUGGUUCAACUAGAAGUCGAAAACAAAAUAGUAUUCAAAAAUGAACCAUGUUAACACAGAUGACCCGAUAUUUAAUAUUAAAUUUCUUCAAUUAAUAAAGAAUCGCCCUUGCCUAUGGAACUACAGUUUAUCUGAAUACAGUAAAAGACACAUAAUAGAAAAGGUCUGGAAGGAGGUGGCAGGGGAAAUGAAAGAUUCAGUAAAAGCUGUGCCAUUUGUAAAAAUGCCUUUAAUUUCAAUCGAAAAUCGUAUUAAAAUCAUCGAAACCUAUAACGAGAAUGGUCGUUGGGUGAAAACCACAUAUCGAAUUUGGUGGAUAAAUUUAAAUCUACCCAUUCCGCGGCCUUCUCAACAAUUGGGCUUAUCGACGAUGACCAAAUGGCGAAUUUUGCGUAAGGAUUUAUUUCUAAAACCUUAUAAGGUACAGUUGGUUCAAGAAUUGAAGCCGGCCGACCAUUACGUUCGUCAAACAACGGAUUUAUUGCAAACCAAAUUUCCAGAUCGAGUAAUUUCGCGUAACUUUGCAUUAAAUUGGCCGCCUAGAUCCUGUGAUUUAACACCACUGGACUAUUUCUUGUGGGGCUAUGUGAAAGAUCAAGUCUAUGCGGAUAAUCCGCUAACCAUUGAGGCGUUAAAAGCCAACAUUGAACGUGCCAUUCGUGAGAUAGAGCCUCAGUUAUGCCAAAAUGUGAUUACAAAUUUUAACAAAAGAAUCGAUGUAUUGGCCAACUGUCGCGAACGAUGGAGAAAUAUUAGAACCUCAUAUCUAAGGUCGCUAAAAAAGCCAUCAAGCGGUUCCAGCACAAAGAAACCAUAUUACUUAGCCGGUUAUUUAGAUUUUAUUCUUCCUUACACUAAAAGAAAAACUACAAUUAUAAAUAUGGAAGAACUUUUUGAUAACAAUGAGACUUCUGAAGAAGAUAAUAGUGAAUUUCAGGAGAAUACAGAAAAUACGGAAAAUCAAGAACUACCUUCUCAGUCACAAGCAGUUAGUGUUCCAAAGAAGCAAAAGGUUACUCAAAUUCCUUCAUCAUCUUCAAACCCUGUUGACGAUUCUUUGCUGGAGUGGCUUGAAAACAAAAAAGAACGAGACAAUUUUAAAAAGGAAGAGCCAAAUAUGUCCUUUUUUCGUAGUUUAUUGCCGGAUGUAAUGAAAAUGACAGACAAGCAAAAUCGCAGAUUUCGACAAAAAGUUAUAGGUCUUAUAGAUGAAAUACUUGAUGAUGCCGAUAUUAGACAAGAUAUAAAUUUAUUAUAAAAACAAAUAACAUGCAUGAGUUCGAUACCUUAAUCGAACAGAUACGAAAGACAAAACCACAAUGAAGACUGUUAAAAUUAAUAAAUGGUUAAAAAAUACUAUAA
Messenger RNA from Brassicogethes aeneus, 1403 nucleotides. NCBI's taxonomy places the organism in Eukaryota, Metazoa, Arthropoda, Insecta, Coleoptera, Nitidulidae. The record is from the annotation of a GenBank genome assembly.